Messenger RNA from Ziziphus jujuba (common jujube), 1208 nucleotides. Its product is annotated as ribosome biogenesis protein BRX1 homolog 1. The record is from RefSeq and is a predicted model, not a curated record. The coding region runs from base 63 to 1040 and encodes 325 amino acids. Gene Ontology annotation, cellular component: nucleolus. Gene Ontology annotation, biological process: ribosomal large subunit assembly; rRNA processing. Gene Ontology annotation, molecular function: rRNA binding. NCBI's taxonomy places the organism in Eukaryota, Viridiplantae, Streptophyta, Magnoliopsida, Rosales, Rhamnaceae. The transcript is spliced from 8 exons.
GUGUUAUAAGCUUACGGUGUUUGCUGCGAAGUUUGGUUUGGUUAUCAGAGUUGGAUUUUUUGAUGGGGAAGAAGAGAAAACACAGUGAGACCGCUAUCGCCGUAGCACCGGCGAAGAAGAAGGACGAAGCGGCUCCAGAGAGACCCCAAAGAACGCUUUUUGGGUGGAAGGACGAGAAGCACAAGAAUGAACAACUUGAAGAAGAAGAACAAGAAGCAGCAACUCAUUCCACACCUCUCUUUAGGAACAAAGAGAAGGUUCUAGUUACCUGUUCCCGCCGCAUUAAUUUCAGAUAUCGGCAUUUAAUGUUGAAUAUUGUGUCGCUUUUGCCGCAUUGUAAGAAGGAUAACAAGGUCGAGUCUGCUGAGAGUAAAGGGGCCACUCUAAAUGAGCUUGUGGAGCUUAGAAGUUGUUCGUCCUCUCUGUUUUUCGAGUGCAGGAAACAUAAAGAUCUUUACCUAUGGAUGGCAAAAUGUCCCAAUGGCCCAUCUGUUAAAUUUUUAGUUAAUGCUGUGCACACUAUGGAGGAAUUGAAGCUUACUGGAAAUCACCUAAAAGGUUCGCGACCUAUCUUGACGUUUUCAUCCAAUUUUGAUAGCAAUGCUCACUGGAAACUUUUGAAGGAGAUGCUCAUUCAGAUAUUUGGAACUCCGAAGCUGCACAGAAAAGCUAAGCCUUUUCAUGAUCAUGUCUUUGUUUUCUCCAUUGUUGAUGAUCAUAUAUGGUUCCGGAACUAUCAGACAUCAGUUCCUCAUAAUGAAUCAGAUAAAAUUGCUCGAGGUGGUCUAGAUAACAUGACCCUUGUUGAGGUUGGUCCACGGUUUUGUUUGAAUCCUAUCAAAAUAUUUGGCGGCAGUUUUGGAGGCCCAACACUCUAUGAGAAUCCCUUUUACGUAUCACCAAACCAGAUUCGGGCGCUUGAGAAACGGCAAAAGGCUGGGAAGUAUGCCAAGAAAGUCAAAGCAAAGACUAGGAGGAAGAUGCAUGAGCUGUCAAACCCAUUGGAGCCUGAUGAAUUUGCUGAUAUGUGGAAGGAAUGAUCUUUUUUCAUCCUCUUCCGGUAGUACAGAAAUGGAGUCUAGAACUCCUGUUUUAUUGAGCUCUGGAAAUGACAGAUUUUGGUUAAUUGCUGGUGUCCUUCCAAAUAUUAAAUUUUGUUACCGAGUUUAUUAGUUUUAUAUAUACAAGUUGGAAUUUAUUUUAACAAA